AUGUUGAUCAUGUCAGAGUGUGGAGACAAAAUUUUUGUAGCGCCACUUGCAACUGUUCGUGGGAGAGCGUCACAACAAGGACCAAAAACAGGCGUCUAUCCCAAGUCAAUAAAAUUAUCUGAUAACAGUAAUGUUGUUCAUUGUUCGUUCGAAAAUCUCCAACCUGAAAAUUUCAGAUCAAUUCAACAUAGUCUCUCGAAUUUGUACCAUAUCAGCAAAUUUACUUCAAUAUCAACCGAUAAAUUUGAAUUUAUUUGUUCAAAAACCGUAGCUAAUCAGAUAUGUGAAGAACUAGAUCAACAUGUGGGAAAUUGUUCCAAUAUCUGGUUUUGUGCAGACGCGAGUCAGUCUAGAAAUAAUGAUGGAAAACGAAAUGAGAUGAGAUUAAGUGGCUUUCGAUGCACGUUUGGCUCUUUAUUAUCUACGGAAAAAUUUACCAUACAUGACGUUAUUGACUAUGACGUUAUGGAAGAAUGGUUACUGGAAAUUAAGGGCAACAACAUGACACUCAACUAUUUGCAAGGGAAAGGAGACAAAUUAAUAUUUACAUUGCCGAUAGAUCAACUGCAUACGAGAUUAUUGGUUAUCAGCAGUGAAAUGUAUGACGAUGUGAUAUUUAGUUGUCAGACAGUAAUGGAUGUUAAACAAAUAUGUGAUAAAAUGAAAAAAAAAAUAUGCGGUGAUGAAGAUUGUGGUAAAAUAUUAUCUCGAUGCAAUGACUUUUACUUAACAAUCAAUGACAGACGUAACUUAAAAGAACUAGUCGAUUAUUUUGGAUACCAACAGAAGUUUCAAAUAUUUUAUACAACGAUUAAUAUUCAAUUGUGUCCACAAAUAACAUCAAAAAAUGAUUAUUUUCUACCAUAUGAAUUUUCUUAUGACGCUUCAUAUUCCAUAUACAUGUUAAAUUCAUUAGGCUAUAUGUUCGAAGAUAGAUAUCGUAUAUCACUAGAAUUACAGCAUACAAUGUUAACGAUGGCACAAGAGUGCGAUAAAACAUUUUAUCAUUUAUCGUUAGAAGCUUGUGAAAAAUUAGAAAGCAAUCAUUCUUAUAAUUUGUUAGAAACAUUUAAUAAACAUAUUUUUUUAAAAUUAAAAGAACAAAUUAAUAAAUUAGAGAAUAGAAAACAAGAUGUCUAUGAUAUUGGAAUGGUUGUUGUCACACCGAUGCGUGUCAUUUUUAAGAAAAAAGUAUUGUCGAUGGGUCAUCGUGCAUUGAGAGAAAAAGAACUUGGUGGCAAAACAAAUUUUUUACUGGUAUAUUUUAAAGAAGAAUAUCGUCAAUAUCUUGAUUGUGAUGAAAGAACAAAAUCUUAUUAUAAUAAGAUUUUUGAAAAUGGUAUUGAAUUAAAUGGAGGACGAUUUUAUUUUUUCGGAUCAUCAAAUAGUCAGAUUCAAGAUAUGUCUUAUUGGUUUUUUCGUUGUGCUAAUUUUGAUGAUAUUAUAUUGGCUAGACGAAUAUUAGGCAAUUUUGAUAAAAUUGAAAAUUUGGCUCUGUAUAUAGCUAGAAUUGGAUUAUAUUUCACAAAAACAAUAACAACGGGGAUUGAACUUUUUUAUUGUUCAAAUGAGGAAGCGUUUAAUAUUGAAGUCAAAUCUGGUAAACCGUGUGUUAUGUUGAUACCUGAUAUUAAAAAUAACGAAUAUUGUUUUACAGAUGGAUGCGGUUUAAUGUCGAAAGGUCUAGCACAUGAAAUAGCUACAAGAUUGAAAUUAUUGACGAAUGAUGAGAUAAAGGAACAGAUUUCAUUUGGACCAUCAGCCUAUCAAAUCCGUUUAGCUGGUUGCAAAGGACUUCUAAUUGUCGAUCCAAAAUCAACUAUAAAUGAAUAUUAUGCCAAAAUUCGUGAAUCAAUGAGAAAAUUUGACUCCAAUAAUUGGAUAAUAGACAUUUGUGAUAAUGGUGUUAGCAAAGCAAGACCAACUCGACUAAAUAAUCAGAUUAUAAUGAUAUUGUCUGAUCGUGGCGUAAAAAAUGAAACAUUUUUAAAGAUUCAACGAGAUUAUUUUUCAAAAAUUGAUGCAUCAACAAAUAGUUACGUACGAAAGCAAACAAUUCCAAAUGUUCUGAAGAAUCAGAUUCCAUUACCAGAUAACGAAUGUCGAUAUAUGUUUGGCUGUUCAUUAGAAUCGGCACUACAAUAUGGACAAUGCUACAUACGCUAUGAAGUAUUAGAUAGUGACACAACAAAAAAAUACGAAUGUGUUAGAGGGCGUGUUAUAGUCACAAAAAAUCCUUGUCCAUACGCUGGUGAUAUACUUGAAUUAUGGGCUGUUGACUUAGAAGAAUUAGAGUGUUUACGUGAUGUUAUUGUUUUUCCAGCUAAAGGUGAACGACCUCAUCCGGAUGAAAUUGGUGGUAGUGAUCUUGAUGGUGAUGGAUACUUUGUUUAUUGGGGAAAAGAUUUAAUUCUUACGAACAGAAUCAAACCAUUAGAUUAUCCACCGCCAGACAAAAAGAACCAUCCCCAUCCAAUUAUGCCGUUGGAUAUCGUCAAGCAUAUCGUAUCCAGCCUUGGAUCAUCAGCAAGAGGCGAGAUAUUCAAUUUACACUUGACAAUUGCCGAUUUGAACGAAGAUAAUUUACCAUCACGAACGUGUUCUCCAUUAUGUAUUGAACUAGCUAAACUUUUAUGUACAGCGAUUGACUCGUCGAAAACGGGCAUAGUUAUUGAUAUGAAAUAUAUUCGAUUACUGAAACAAAAAUAUAAAAAGUAUCCGGAUUUUAUGCAGAAACAACCAUCAUAUGAGUCACAAUCAAUAUGUGGUAUUCUAUACAGAUUUGGAUUAUUAUUUAAGAAGAAUGAUAUGAAAGCAUUAGAUGAACAAUUUUUCCGAUUAGCACUAAAUACUUCGCCACAACAACGUUGUUGUAUGAAUACUCCAAAACAGCAACAAAAUGAAAUAAUGUCAUUACCAACGCCGCGAUCGAUUACUACGGAUAAAAACAUUAAUCAAAGUACAAAGUUAUUUAACGAUGACCUUAGUUCAAUUAUUCAAUCACCACCACCUUCAAGGAUGUCGACACCAAAAUCCGAUAUGUCACUGUCUUUAUAUUUGAGUGAUACAGAUUUAAUCGAUAACAAAACAAGUUUUAAUCAAACGAAUGAAUUAGACAGUUUAAAUUUAAAAAGUCAUUCAUCAUCACAAUGUACAAAUAAUCUUUCAACAAAUCAAUUUCUACUUAUUGAUGGUAUGACGGCAACAUCAACGUCCGUUCAAUCCAUUUGUAUAAUCCCAUCGAUAAAACCGUACUUUUAUUCUCAUGAGUACAUUCCUCGUUUCGGCAUUCAGUUGAUACGUCAAUUUAGACAUUACGAUCCGUUAUCGACAUUAUUUUAUCAAAAAUUUCAUGAAACAUUUCUCAAUAAUUCACUUUAUGAUUAUUCUGUCUAUGGUAAAUUGAAGAUGGUCAUAUCGUUCGGUUAUAUUUAUUGUUUAAAACAACAAGAAAAUUUGUCUGAAUUACCGACAAAUGUAGCAUCAUUAACAGAACAGCAUUUCUUAUCCUAUUUAAUCGAUACAUUUUUACCGUCAACAGUAAUUACGCAAAUAAAUACUCAUGGAGAAAAAUGUCUUCAACAAAUAUUUUAUCAACCAAAUCAUAGAAUUCAACGACAGUAUGUUGUUUCAAAAAUGAAUUCAUUGUUCUUGAGAUUAUCAUGGUUUGAUAUGCAAUUAAAAGUGCAAACAAACGAAAUUCACGUGUUAUGUUUGAAUCGAUGUAAUGAAAUCUUACUGAUAUUCACAAGAGAUGGCAAGCUCAAAAAUAUUUUCCAAAAACCGAUGUUAUGGUUUAAAUGUUUUCAUUAUAAACAAACAAAUAAUAAUGAUUUUGAUUUAUUGUAUGAAUUACGUUCAUUUAUUGACAAUGAUGAAGACGUAUUUCAAUCAAUAUUUGAUUGGGAUAAAUCACAAUUAAUGACACCAACAGAUCCUAGAACAUUACCAUUUAGAAAUAACUCUGAUAUUACUCCAAUAUUAUCCAUGAGAGUUAUUACCAGUAUAUUUGAAUAUGGUCUUUAUGAAGUACAUUCAAUUCAUCGCAAAGAAUUAUUCUAUUUAAAUGAUGAUUAUUACAAAAUGAAAUGUUCAAGAGGUUAUUUUAAUUGUCCAACUGAGUUAAUUGAAGUACAUGUAAAUAUGCACAAAUUUCAAGAAAUGACAAGUGAUGAUGAUGAUGAUGAUGAUACAAAACAACAAUUGAAUAAAGUUUGGGCAAUUGGACAAGAAAUUAGUCACUUUUUCGAUGAAGUUGUUAGCAAUAUGUGA
This is a messenger RNA of Didymodactylos carnosus, 4272 nucleotides long. NCBI's taxonomy places the organism in Eukaryota, Metazoa, Rotifera, Eurotatoria, Philodinida, Philodinidae. The record is from the annotation of a GenBank genome assembly.